Molecule: messenger RNA, 1686 nt
Organism: Diospyros lotus (date-plum)
Lineage: Eukaryota; Viridiplantae; Streptophyta; Magnoliopsida; Ericales; Ebenaceae
Exons: 4
Coding region: 1-1686 (561 amino acids)
Source: RefSeq, a predicted model, not a curated record
AUGUCGGAAAAGAUUAUGACAAUGGAGAUGAAGAUACUGGACACAUUGGAAUGGCGGAUGCGCUCCUUGACCGCCAUAGCUUUCACGGAUUACUUCUUUCCCCAUUUCGCAGUGAAAGAUGAUGUGAAGCCAAUUGAAAAAUUCACCCGUCAACGCAUUUUGCAAACCGUUAUCCAAGUUCAAGGAGAUAUGAAAUUCACGAAGUUCAGGCCGUCAACUAUUGCUGCAUCAGCAAUCCUUUGUGCCUCAUUCAAGUCCUAUCCCGACACAUUCCAUUGGUUCAUUAGGAGGCUCUUCGCUUUCCCGUACCUAGACAAGGAUUUAUCUCUGUGGCUGUGUACGAAUGAGAUGGGAAUUGCGAUAGAGGCUGGAAUUAUGAUUAAGAAGGCAAUAACAACUGUGCAAGCCAGGCAAAGGGAAGCCUUAAUAAAAGCAAAAAUUAAGGAGGAUGCCAGAAAAGCCAGAGCCAAAGCCAAAGCCAUAGCCAGAGCCAAAGCCAGAGCCAAAGCCAUUGAGGAAGCCAGAGCCAAAGCCAGACCCGAAACCAGAGUAACUAAAUUGGAGACAGCCAAAAGGAUGAAGAAAGAAAUAGAAAAGGAGGAAGCCAAAGCCAAGGAAGGAACAAAAAUAGAGGAAGCUAAAGCCAAAGAAGCCGAAGAGAUAAAGAAAGAAACAAAAAUGGAGCAACCCAAAGAGAUUAAGAAAACUGUGGAGGAUGUUAGAAACAAAGGGAAGGAGAAAAUAUUUGAGCAGCCCAAACCCAAAGGACCAAAGUCAUACGGAAAUAUCAUUAAGUCACAAGCAGGAAUUGUAAUCAAGUCGGAAAUGAGAGAAAAAAUGGAGAAGGAGAAAAUGAUGCAGUCCAAACCCCAAGUACCAAUCAAGACUAAGGAAGCUGAGGAAGCCAAAGGGACUAAGAAAGCAGAGGAGGAGGAUGUUAGCAAGAAAGCCAAAGGGGCGGAGAAAAUGGUUGGGGAGCCCAAACCCAAAGUAGCAACAGAACCAAUCAAGACUAAGCAAGCUGAGGAAGCCCAAAGGAUUAAGAAAGCAGAGGAAGAGGAGGCUAGAAAGAAAGCCAAAGGGAAGGAGAAAAUGGUUGAGGAGCCCAAACCCAAAAUAGCAACAGAAAAACCAAUCAAGACUAAGCAAGCUGAAGAAGCCGAAAGGAUUAAGAAAGCAGAGGAGGAGGAGGCUAGAAAGAAAGCCAAAGGGAAGGAGAAAAUGGUUGAGGAGCCCAAACCCAAAGUCCCGAAAAUUGCUAAGUCAGCAAAGGUACCAGUUAGGAUUGGUAAAGGGCAGCCGAGAUAUAAGCCAAGGCCAAGGCCAAGGAUAAGGCCAAGGCGAAGGGGAAUGCCAAGGAUAAAGGUAAAAAAAGUUAAGCUAGCAACUAUUGAAGAGGAGCCCAGUGCAGAAUAUUUUGGAGAGGGGGAAAUAAUAUUCCUAGAUUUUCCACUCAAUUGGCCAAGGGUUGAACUUGGUAAUGAUGAUCUGGUUGUGGAACAACAACAACAACAACAACAACUCAACAUCCCCAACGUUGGACCUCAUCGACGACCUCAACCUCAACCUCAAUCUCAAGCGCAAGCUCAACCUCAACCUCAACCUCAAUCUCAAGCGCAAGCUCAACCUCAACCCCAGCCUCAGCCUCAGCCCAGACCCCCCAGACCCUGCUGCGGCUUUAUGUAG